GGGGCGGCCGGGGCUUCGUCGAGCGAGGGCGGGCCGGGCCCGGUGAGCGAGCCGAGCCGCCGCGAUCCCAUUAGCGGUGAACUCGGGGCUCCGCGGUGCGGGCCGGGAGCGGGCCCGGGCCUCUGCGGGACCGGCCGCUCCAGAGGCCCGCUGCUCACAACGGCGAGGCGAGGUCCGCGCUCGCAUCUGGCCCAGCCCAGGUCAGUUCCACCAUGGAUGGGGGAGAUGGCUCUGCUGACCUCGUGAUAAACAAGAGGUUUGUGUCUGAAGCUGAGCUAGAGGAGCGGCGAAAGAGAAGGCAAGAAGAAUGGGAAAAGGUCCGAAAACCUGAAGAUCCAGAAGAGUGCCCAGAGGAGGCAUAUGACCCACGCUCAUUGUAUGAAAGGCUUCAGGAGCAGAGAGAAAAGAAGCAGCAGGAGUUCGAGGAGCAGUUUAAAUUCAAAAAUAUGGUAAGAGGCUUAGAUGAAGACGAGACAAACUUCCUUGAUGAGGUUUCUCGGCAGCAAGAGCUACUAGAAAAGCAACGAAGAGAAGAAGAGAUGAAAGAACUCAAUGAAUACAGAAGCACUCUCACUAAAGUGGGAGUGGGUAUGGACCCAAAGAAGGAAACUGAGAAGAAAUUGCCCAUGAAGUCAGUGGAAAACAAGAACAAAUUCUCUCAGGCAAAGCUGUUGGCAGGAGCUGUGAAACACAGAAGUUCAGAUGGUGGUAACACUGUGAAGAGGUUGAAGCUCGAUACUGACCACGAAGAAAAGAACCAAGAAAAACCGUCCUGUGUUCCCCUGGGGAGCAGCUCUGUGGGAGGAUCUGCAGUCCACUGUCCGUCGGCUGCGGUCUGCAUUGGGAUCCUGCCUGGCCUCGGUGCCUACUCUGGCAGCAGUGACUCGGAGUCCAGCUCAGAUGGAGAAGGCACCAUCAAUUCCACUGGGAAGAUUGUCUCUUCUGUCUUUCGUAGCAACAGUUUCUUUGAUGGUCCAUAACAAAAUCCCUCCGUGUGUAAUGUAGUGCAGAGUUCACUUCCAAAGCCCUGGUGGAUGUUUGAUGCAUCCCUCUGUCCCAGAUAUAAUAUUUCUAGCUAACCUCUCAACUUUAAUACAUUCAGAUGCUUCUAAAAUAAUUCAUUUUUAUUUUUUCCCCCAUUUUUUUUUUUCAUUUCUGGGGUUCUUACUGAGCUUGAGGUGGGAAGGCUGCCACCCCAAAGCAGAGGGCACACCUCGUCCUGUAGGCGAGGGCUGAGAUAGAGAGGAGAGCACCUUUUUAUGAUUCUCAUGGAAAGAAAGAAUGAAUUUUGGUGAUCUAUGGAGUUUAUACAAGACCAACAGGCAAAAAAAAAAAACCAAAAAAUGCACUUGAAGCACGGAAGUCUUGUAGGAGCAGCCAUGUGUUCUGUUUUAAAAUGUCAUUUUUAUUCUGUAUUUGAGAAAUGGGGGCAGAACAAAAAUCGAGCAGAUGGUGAAGUGUGGAUUGCCAUGACACUGUAAAGAAGUUUUAGUGUUACGCGAUUAAAGACAUUCUGAAUGCA
Messenger RNA from Phasianus colchicus (ring-necked pheasant), 1522 nucleotides. The record is from RefSeq and is a predicted model, not a curated record. NCBI's taxonomy places the organism in Eukaryota, Metazoa, Chordata, Aves, Galliformes, Phasianidae.